Molecule: messenger RNA, 1654 nt
Organism: Misgurnus anguillicaudatus (oriental weatherfish)
Lineage: Eukaryota; Metazoa; Chordata; Actinopteri; Cypriniformes; Cobitidae
Gene: idh3a
Product: isocitrate dehydrogenase (NAD(+)) 3 catalytic subunit alpha
Biological process (GO): isocitrate metabolic process; tricarboxylic acid cycle
Cellular component (GO): mitochondrion
Molecular function (GO): NAD binding; magnesium ion binding; isocitrate dehydrogenase (NAD+) activity
Source: RefSeq, a predicted model, not a curated record
GGCACUAGAUAGGUGCAUUGAGUUUGUAGUUACCACAUCCCGACUAGCACAUAAUGGCUGGAAACGCGUGGAGGUCAACGCUGAUAAAACUACUUGAGAGAUGGGGUUUUGGGAUGAGUGACGCGAGGUCUCCGGAAGUGUCCCAUUUAAUGGGAGCUAUAAGGAGUCAGACCCCAAAGCCCAAAACCUUCUCCAGAGGGAUUCAAACAGUAACGUUAAUUCCUGGAGAUGGAAUCGGUCCAGAGAUCUCCACUGCAGUAAUGAAGAUAUUUGAUGCAGCUAAGGCCCCGAUUCAAUGGGAGGAGAGAAAUGUUACCGCCAUCAAGGGUCCUGGGGGCAAGUGGAUGAUUCCCCCUGAAGCCAAAGAGUCAAUGGACAAAAAUAAAAUGGGAUUGAAAGGACCCCUGAAAACACCAAUUGCUGCUGGGCACCCUUCCAUGAACCUGCUGCUGAGAAAAACCUUUGACCUGUACGCCAACGUGCGUCCUUGCAUGUCCAUUGAAGGCUAUAAGACGCCCUACACCGAUGUUGAUCUGGUCACCAUCAGGGAAAACACAGAGGGAGAGUAUAGCGGGAUUGAACAUGUGAUUGUGGAUGGAGUCGUGCAGAGUAUUAAGCUGAUCACAGAGGACGCCAGUAAACGCAUCGCAGAGUAUGCCUUCGAAUACGCCAGGAAUAACCAAAGAAACCAUGUCACGGCUGUUCACAAAGCUAACAUCAUGAGAAUGUCUGAUGGUCUAUUCCUGCGAAAGUGCAGAGAGGUUGCUGAGAAUUUCAAGGAUGUAAAAUUCACUGAGAUGUACUUGGACACAGUCUGUCUCAAUAUGGUGCAAGAUCCCUCUCAGUUUGAUGUGCUGGUUAUGCCUAACCUUUACGGUGACAUCUUGAGUGAUUUAUGUGCUGGAUUGAUUGGUGGUCUUGGAGUCACUCCCAGUGGCAACAUUGGAGCCAAUGGAGUUGCCAUAUUUGAAUCGGUACAUGGAACCGCCCCUGAUAUCGCAGGGAAAGAUUUGGCCAACCCCACUGCCCUGUUGCUCAGUGCCGUCAUGAUGCUGCGGCACAUGGGACUCCACAGUUAUGCUAAAAAGAUCGAGACCGCCUGCUUUGACACUAUAAGAGACAAGAAGGUUCUAACCAAAGAUCUUGGUGGAAACUCGAAGUGCUAGUUCACUGCUGACAUUUGCAAAAGGAUGCAGGACAUGGAGUGAUCAUGGGGCUUUUUCGAAAUGUUAAUGCCAUGUGUUGUUAUAUUUGAUCCAUAAAGAACAGACACUGAAGAAACAUGAAAUUAAUCUUCGUAUCAUUCUCUUAUCUGCGCACAAUAUUUACUAAGUGUCUAUGUAUUUUUUUCUUUAGAACCGCAAAGCACUGUCUUAAACUCGUCAUUCAAUGACUGUAUUUGUGAACUGUUUUAAUCUGUCAAUUGUCUAAUCUGAACUCUAUUUAUUGACAGGAUCAUUUGUGGGUUGAUAAUUUCCCUUCUGUGGUUAAUGAAGGAAUAACCUUGUGCAAAAUUGCAAAUUAGAAUAACAAAUACAUCAUGUUUCCUAUCUUUUAAUGAUUUUUGUUUUUUGGUUGAAAGAGGGGUAAAUGUAUCAUUAUAUUGUUUCACAAAAGCUAUAAAGGUGACUUUUCUAUAUCAAUUGUGAAAUUA